Molecule: messenger RNA, 3290 nt
Organism: Panonychus citri (citrus red mite)
Lineage: Eukaryota; Metazoa; Arthropoda; Arachnida; Trombidiformes; Tetranychidae
Gene: p115
Product: general vesicular transport factor p115-like
Exons: 10
Coding region: 136-3183 (1015 amino acids)
Biological process (GO): transcytosis; intracellular protein transport; vesicle fusion with Golgi apparatus
Cellular component (GO): cytoplasm; Golgi stack; ER to Golgi transport vesicle membrane
Source: RefSeq, a predicted model, not a curated record
UCCAUUGAGAGAAAGAAGAAAACAUUUGUCAAUAUUGUUUUCUUUUUCUCUUCCAUUUAAUCAACAAUUAGAUAAUUUGCUUUUUAAUUGUUUAUCAAUUUCUUAAUUUGUAUCUAAUUUUAAAAGGUAAUUACCAUGGAGUAUUUGAAGAAUAGUUGGAAAACUGUUGUUGGAAAUACACAAGAAACUGUUCAACCCUCGGUUAUAGAAACGAUUGAAAAGCUUAUUGGUAGGGUUGAAACAUCAACUUUACUUGAUGAUCGUCGAGAUGCUUGUAGGGCUCUUAAGUCACUUUCUAAAACCUAUCGAUUAGAAGUUGGUGCCCGAGGGUUAGAUGUUUUAAUUAGUGUUCUUAACACUGAUCGUAAUGAUCCAGAGGCUGUUAGUUAUACUUUAGAUGCAUUGAACAACAUAAUCUCAGGUCACUCUGAAGAUCCAUCAGAUUAUAAUGGAACCGUUUCACCUAAUGAAGAAACCGAAGGCCAUGGGAUACAAUUUACCGAAAUGUUCGCCAAAAGAACGGAAAAUGUUAGUCUAAUCUUAGACCUUCUAGAUGAAUAUGAGUUUAAAAUCCGUUGGCCUGCUCUUAAAUUGCUUAUGGGUUUAUUGAGAAACAAAUUGAAACAUAUACAAGAUGCUAUUCUUGCAAGUCCAAUGGGUGUUUCUAAAUUGGUUGAUCUAUUAGCUGAUGGUCGAGAUAUUAUUCGCAAUGAUGCUAUUCUCCUAUUAGUACAUUUAACCCGAGGAAAUGCUAAUAUACAAAAAAUAGUUGCCUUUGAAAAUGCCUUUGAUAGACUUCUUGAAAUAAUUGCAACCGAAGGCUAUAGUGAUGGAGGUGUCAUUGUUGAAGACUGUUUAAUUGUCCUUAGAAAUCUUCUUAUCAACAAUACUUCUAAUCAAAAUUUUUUCAAAGAAGGAAGUUACAUUCAAAGAUUAAUUCCAUUUUUAGAAGUGGCCGCAACAACCGAUUGGUCUGGUCACCGAACAAGCAAUUUUCUUUUCUUAUUACAAAUUAUUCGAGCUCUUGUUUCUCCGUCUAAUCCUCAACAAGUGACAACUUCUUGUCAAAAAGUAAUGCAUUCAUCGGGUGUUCUAAAAAAAUUGUGUGAUAUCCUUUUAACCGUCGGUGUACCUUCAGACAUUCUUACAGAGGCCAUAAACACUGUCGCUGAAAUAAUCCGAGGAAAUCACCACAACCAAGAUUAUCUAAGUUCACUUGAAGCUCCAGUUGAACCUCCUAAACCACUUUUAAUCCUCCUUCUUAUGUCCAUGGUUAAUGAGAAACAAUGUUUCGAUUUAAGAUGUUCAGUUCUUUAUUGCUUUGAGUGUUUUCUAUUUCAAAAUGAGUUCAUUCAAGCUCAAGUUGUUCAAACACUAUUACCCAAUGCUCCAGAAACAUCUUCCAUAACCAUGGGUCAACUCUUAUGUGGAGGACUUUUCUCAAAUGAUCCAUUAUCAAACUGGUUUGUUUCAACGGCUCUCAGUCACACUCUUGUUGGAAAUAAGACUCAGAAAGAGCAAUUAUUGAGAGUUCAAUUGGCCACCGAAGAUGAUGGACCACCAAUUCCUCUUAUUAAACAAUGUUGUACACUUUUACAAUCAUGUUCAAAGAAUCAAACUCGUAUUGGGCUACUCAUGUUUCUUGCAAAUUGGUUAUCAAAUUGUCCAAUUGUGGUAUCACAUUUCCUUCAGAUUCCUACUAACGUUCCAUAUCUUACAGCUCAAGUUGGCCUGACGGAAGGUGAAGAUGCUGAAAUAUUAAUCCAAGGAUUAAGUGCAUUCCUUUUGGGUAUUUGUAUCCAUGAUAAUAAUGAUUCUGUCCAGAGUUUUAAAAGAGAUGAUUUACUUGAAUUGAUUACUAAAAGAGUUGGUUUGGAUAUUUAUUUGGACAAAUUAAGCUCAGUUUCUAAGAGCGAUAAGUUUAGCUUAGCUUCACAAAAGCCUCAAAUUAAAUCACUAAAAGCUGAUCAACUAAUCUUUGACUAUGAGUUUUGUAAAUUAUUCCGUUCACUCGAAGCUACUAUUAUCAAAGUUGUUCAAAAUAAUCCAACAGAUUUGAUUAAUGGCCCGGAAUCAAAUAUGUCUGCAGAGCAACAUCGUCUUCUUAUCCAAUAUAAGGAACUGAUUCGUGAACAAGAUCAGCAAAUAUCCGUCUUGAAAAAUGAAUUGACAACUUUGAAAGAUUCGCAUUCUAAAAAAUUGGAGGAAUUAAAAGAAUUAACUGCAACAUGUCAACAAUUAAAAGACCAAAAUUCCUUAUUGAAAGCCCACAAAUCAGCUACAACUUCUAGUCCUUUAAAUUUUCUAAGUUAUGGUGGAACUGAUUUCAAUGAAGAUCCAUCAAGAUUUAUGCCAUUUCCUAAUUCCGUUGUUCCGGAGACAAAAAUUAAAAUGAUGGAUGAUUCAGAAGAGGAAUUAGAAAAUCUCAAGUGUGAAAAGUUGAAUCUUUUGGAGAGAAUACAAAAUCUAGAGAUGCAAUUAUCUCGAGCUGCAAUCGAGAAAACUGAAGCUCUUGUUGAUACCGAGAACAGUAAGAAAGAGUUACAACAAUUACAAAUGGUUCUCGCCAAUCAAGAGUACAAAUUACAAGAUAUGGAAAAAUUGAAAGAAUUUGGAUAUUCAGUUGAAGAGGCAAUUCCACCACCCGAGUUAGAGCCACAAAUAUCAAAUCAACAGCAAUUAUUUUACGAUCAACAACCUUAUCAACAUAUUAAUUUUAUUGAAAAACAAAUUCGCCAGGAACGUGAAGAUCAACAAGAGCAACAUUUACAUUUAAUUCAACAGGCAUUAAAUCAACAACGGCAACAUCAACAACACCAACUUGUUAACCAACAAUUAAUGUCACAUAUCCAAUAUCAACACCAACACCAACACCAGCCCCAUCUCCAACCCCAACCCCAACCUCAACCGCAACCGCAACCUCAACCUCAACCUCAACCUCAACCUCAACCUCAACCUCAACCUACACCCCAACCCCAACAUCAACACCAACAGGAUCAAGAGCAACAAUUUCCAAUGAUAAAUCAACACCAAUCAAAUCUCCAAGAGGAUCAACAAUUGUUACAACAAUUACUUCAAAUUCAACUCCAACCCCAAUCCCAACAAUCAGUAGUAACUUCCUCUGUUCAUCCGUCACCACCAAUUUAUCCUGCAUCUCUUCAAAGUGAUACCCAGAGUUUAUAAUCAACAUUAUUUCAAGAGAAAGAGAAAAAAAUUAUUAUUAUAUUUAAAUAUAACACUUAUAUCAAUUUACACAAAAAUAAACCUUAUUAUUAUGAUAAGAAACAAUU